UCUCUCUCUCUCACACACACACACACGCACAUAAUGGGAAAGAAUUCUGGACUUUUUCCUCAUACUUCAGUGUUUCUGAUGCACUGUUGGGUGGCUUUCUUAUCACCAACUGCCAGCUUAGCCAAUUUAGCAGAUGAGCUUUCUCUUCUUGCCAUGAAAGCCCAUAUAACAUCUGACUCCAAAGACGUUUUGGCAACAAACUGGUCCACCACAACCUCCUACUGCAAUUGGUUCGGUGUCUCUUGCGAUGCUGCUCGCCAAAGAGUGAUAGCCUUGGAUCUUUCUAACAUGGAUCUUGAAGGAACCAUUGCACCCCAAGUUGGCAACCUCUCCUUCCUUGUUACCCUUGAUCUUAGCAAUAACAGCUUUCAUGCCUCUAUUCCCAAUGAGAUAGCUAAGUGCAGAGAACUACGGCAGUUGUAUCUAUUCAACAACAGACUCACUGGAAGCAUUCCACAAGCCAUUGGUAACUUAUCCAAACUUGAACAACUGUAUCUUGGAGGAAACCAGUUAACAGGUGAAAUUCCAAGGGAGAUAAGUCAUCUUCUUAGUCUCAAGAUAUUAUCAUUUCGAAGUAACAACCUCACCGCCUCAAUACCAUCUGCCAUUUUCAACAUAUCUUCUCUGCAGUAUAUUGGUCUUACAUACAAUAGUCUCUCCGGGACUCUUCCUAUGGAUAUGUGCUACAGUCUUCCAAAGCUUAGGGGGCUUUAUCUUUCUGGCAAUCAGCUGAGUGGAAAAAUCCCCACCAGCUUAGGUAAAUGUGGAAGACUUGAAGAAAUUUCCCUAUCAUUCAAUGAAUUCAUGGGAAGCAUACCAAGAGGAAUUGGCAGCUUGUCAGUGCUUGAGGUUUUAUAUCUUGGUAGUAAUAACUUGGAAGGAGAAAUACCUCAAACACUCUUCAACCUAUCUUCGCUGAGGAAUUUUGAACUUGGAAGCAAUAACCUCGGAGGUAUUCUGCCAGCGGAUAUGUGUUAUUGUCUUCCUAGACUCCAAGUCAUUAAUCUUUCACAGAAUCAGCUUAAAGGAGAAAUACCGCCUAGUUUGUCAAAUUGUGGAGAGCUUCAAGUGCUAGGAUUAUCAAUCAAUGAGUUCAUUGGAAGAAUACCCAGCGGCAUUGGCAACUUAUCUGGGAUAGAGAAGAUAUAUCUCGGAGGUAACAACUUGAUGGGAACAAUCCCAUCUUCAUUUGGUAAUUUAUCCGCACUGAAGACGUUGUAUCUGGCAAAAAACAAGAUCCAAGGUAACAUCCCCAAAGAGUUGGGUCAUCUUUCAGAAUUGCAGUACUUGAGUCUUGCCUCCAAUAUUUUAACAGGGUCUGUACCAGAAGCAAUCUUUAACAUCUCAAACCUGCAGUUCAUCGUGCUAGCAGAUAAUCACCUUUCAGGCAAUCUUCCAUCAAGCAUUGGCACUUCCCUCCCUCAACUUGAAGAACUUCUGAUUGGAGGCAACUAUUUAAGUGGAAUAAUUCCAGCAUCUAUUUCCAAUAUUACCAAACUCACCCGCCUGGAUCUAUCCUACAACCUCCUAACUGGUUUUGUGCCAAAAGAUCUAGGGAACUUGAGAUCACUCCAACACCUAGGAUUUGGAAAUAAUCAGUUAUCUGGUGAAUACUCAACCUCCGAGCUUGGCUUUCUAACUUCUUUGUCAAAUUGCAAAUUUUUGAGAAAUUUGUGGAUACAAGAUAACCCUCUAAAAGGUACUCUUCCAAAUUCAUUAGGGAAUCUCUCUUUGUCUCUUCAAAGUAUCAAUGCAUCAGCUUGCCAAUUCAAAGGUGUGAUUCCAGCAGGAAUUGGUAAUUUGACCAACUUGAUAGAAUUGGGCCUCGGAGAUAAUGACCUGACAGGAAUGAUUCCUACGACACUGGGACAACUAAAGAAGCUUCAGCGGCUGUACAUUGCAGGAAAUAGAAUACAUGGGUCAGUUCCUAAUGGUAUAGGCCACUUGGCAAACUUGGUUUACUUAUUUUUGAGUUCAAAUCAACUCUCUGGAUUAGUACCUUCAUCACUGUGGAGCCUGAAUCGUCUUUUGGUUGUUAACUUGUCUUCAAAUUUCUUGACGGGUGAUCUGCCAGUGGAAGUCGGAAGCAUGAAAACCAUAACCAAAUUGGACCUAUCACAGAACCAGUUUUCAGGCCACAUUCCAAGCACCAUGGGACAACUUGGGGGCUUGGUUGAACUCUCCUUAUCCAAAAACAGACUGCAGGGCCCCAUACCCCGGGAGUUUGGUAAUUUGUUAAGCUUGGAGUCCUUGGAUCUGUCCUGGAACAAUCUUUCUGGUGCCAUUCCGAGGUCACUAGAAGCUCUUGUCUCUCUCAAAUAUCUAAAUGUUUCUUUCAAUAAGCUAGAAGGAGAAAUUCCUGAUAAAGGACCUUUUGCAAACUUUACGACUGAGUCUUUCAUCUCCAAUGCGGGACUUUGUGGAGCACCUCGAUUUCAGAUCAUAGAAUGUGAGAAAGACGCUAGUGGGCAAUCACGGAAUGCAACAUCCUUCCUCUUGAAAUGUAUUCUAAUACCAGUUGUAGCGGCGAUGGUUUUUGUGGCUUUCGUUGUAUUGAUCCGCAGGAGACGAAGUAAGUCAAAAGCACCAGCUCAAGUCAAUUCAUUCCAUCUGGGAAAGCUUAGAAGGAUAUCGCAUCAGGAACUUAUUUAUGCAACCAACUACUUCGGUGAAGACAACAUGAUUGGAACAGGAAGCCUAGGCAUGGUACACAGAGGGGUAUUAUCUGACGGGUCGAUUGUUGCAGUAAAGGUUUUCAAUUUAGAAUUCCAAGGAGCAUUCAAGAGUUUUGACGCAGAAUGUGAAAUUAUGCGAAAUAUUCGGCAUCGUAAUCUUGUCAAGAUAAUCAGUAGUUGCUCAAUUCUCAACUUCAAAGCCUUGGUGCUGGAGUAUAUGCCUAAUGGGAGCCUUGAGAAGUGGCUCUACUCUCACAAUUACUGUCUGAAUCUUGUCCAAAGACUAAAUAUUAUGAUAGAUGUGGCAUCAGCACUUGAGUAUCUACAUUAUGAUUUUUCAGUUAAUCCUGUGGUGCAUUGUGAUUUGAAGCCCAACAAUGUUCUGUUAGACGAGGAGAUGGUUGCGCGCUUAGGGGAUUUUGGAAUUUCAAAAUUGUUGACGGAAACAGAGUCCAUGGAGCAAACAAGAACCUUAGGAACCAUUGGGUACAUGGCACCAGAGUAUGGGUCAGAAGGAAUAGUAUCUACAAGGGGCGAUGUGUACAGCUACGGGAUUAUGAUGAUGGAAACAUUUGCAAGGAAGAAGCCGACGGAUGAAAUGUUUGGUGGGGAGGUAACGCUGAGGAGUUGGGUGGAGUCAUUAGCGGGUAGAGUGAUGGAGGUUGUAGAUGGGAAUCUAGUGAGGAGGGAGGACCAACAUUUUGGCAUCAAAGAGAGCUGCCUGCGCUCCAUCAUGGCAUUAGCUUUGGAAUGUACAACAGAGUCACCUAGAGACAGGAUUGACAUGAAGGAGGUUGUGGUCAGACUUAAGAAGAUCAGAAUCAAAUUGCUCGUCAUAUGAUUCAGGAUUAUUCCUUCCUGCACAAACUGAUUUUAUAAUUAACAUGUUUCUUCUCCAUGAUGUUGACGGUUGAGAAUAUUUGUAGAUCAAAAGUAAUGCAAGUUAUAUUUGUUUCAACUAUCACAUUCCUAUCUGAAGACCAGUUUGUUUUCAAGUUCAAUAAUAUGACCCGUGAGGUAGUAUUCUACUU
Messenger RNA from Vitis riparia (riverbank grape), 3706 nucleotides. Its product is annotated as probable LRR receptor-like serine/threonine-protein kinase At3g47570. The record is from RefSeq and is a predicted model, not a curated record. Gene Ontology annotation, molecular function: protein kinase activity; ATP binding; receptor serine/threonine kinase binding. The coding region runs from base 34 to 3516 and encodes 1160 amino acids. Gene Ontology annotation, biological process: protein phosphorylation. Lineage: Eukaryota; Viridiplantae; Streptophyta; Magnoliopsida; Vitales; Vitaceae. The transcript has 4 exons.